AUGGACCCCCUCGUCGGCCCACAGCAGCACGUCGACGUGUUCGCCCUCUCGCCGAUGGCGGGGAACUGUGCCCUGCUUCGGGGCCUCUUGACCGUGGAGAGCAUGAUGCUGGCACGCCUGGUGUACGUGCCCAUCAACGCAGUGAUACCGCCGCCGCUCGACGUGCAGCCGAAUUUCACCGCGUAUUACCUGGACAGGAUAGAGCAAGGCAAGGCGAGAAGGAAGCUCAAGAAAGCAGGCGUGAGCGAACAGCUGCCGGGCGAUUCCAUAGAGCUGUCCUUCUUCUUUGCGCAGUGCUCGCUGGAGGCGACUGUCCAGAUCAUGGAGCCUUUGGGCUACAAGCUGCUGUACCUGGAGCACUUCUACGCCGUCUUCGCCUCCGCCUCGGAUUUCGUGGCCCUGAGCGAGGCGUCGAGGCCGACCGCGGCGCCGCGGGCGCCCGCGGACACCACGACCUUCGAGGCGUGGCGGGCCGGGUGGUACUGCUCGCCGGUGUCGCGCUACCUCGUGGACGCCGAGGCCCACGCGGGCUUCGACGCGGACUGGCUGGUCACGAGCAGCAGCGAGGACGCGAAGACGAUCGGCACUUCGUCAAACGCCGCAUGCGCCCCGACAGUCGCGGGCUUGGUUCUGCGCUCAAUAAUGGGCAAAUUCAGCCACCCUGACCCGUCCAAAUCUCAGGGGCCUUUCUUCGACGGGACCCAAGUGCCGCAUCUGACCGCGGCCGAGCGAACCCACAUUGGACACAUCGAGCAGGGCGGCUUGCAGCCGGCCGCGGCUGCGCGCGUCCUGGAGGCCAUGGAUCCCAACGUGCCAAUGCGGUCUCGCAUCGAGUUCUGCAGGCUGCUUGCCAGUUUCGUGGCAGUGUGUCCAGACCGCCUGGACACGAAGUAUGACAAGGUCACGUUCCGUGAGCAGUUGGUGGCGGCGAACGAGCAGGUGCACGCCGCCCUGAAUUCAGACUUCAGGCAGACUCUUCGCGUCAGCAAUCAGAUGCUUGCAGCCGAGCUUCGGACCUGGGGCGCCAUGGAGCUGGCGCUCGCGCACCGGGCCCUGGCGGGUCGCGCGACCGUCCGGGUGAAUCAUGCAAGCAUGCGGCCGUUUGUGGUCGCCUCGGCCCAGCUGUUCAAUCGGGCGAAUUGGACGGCGCACUUGAAUAGCGCGCAGGCGCAAUUCGAGAGUUUUGUUCCUGAGGAGAAGAGGGCCCCACUGCGCUCGCAGUAG
This is a messenger RNA of Prorocentrum cordatum, 1224 nucleotides long. The record is from the annotation of a GenBank genome assembly. NCBI's taxonomy places the organism in Eukaryota, Dinophyceae, Prorocentrales, Prorocentraceae.